This is a messenger RNA of Triplophysa rosa, 2478 nucleotides long. RefSeq names its product N-terminal EF-hand calcium binding protein 1 (gene necab1). The record is from RefSeq and is a predicted model, not a curated record. NCBI's taxonomy places the organism in Eukaryota, Metazoa, Chordata, Actinopteri, Cypriniformes, Nemacheilidae. The coding region runs from base 134 to 1216 and encodes 360 amino acids. The transcript is spliced from 13 exons. Gene Ontology annotation, cellular component: cytoplasm. Gene Ontology annotation, molecular function: calcium ion binding. Gene Ontology annotation, biological process: regulation of amyloid precursor protein biosynthetic process.
CAUCAGGACCUGUGGCUCACUCGAGUAUAGCGGGAUACACAUCAGGACUCCAGCAUUCAUUUUGGCUGCACUCGCAAUCGUGUGAGUUUAUUUAAGCAAAAAAGCAAUUUAUUAUUCAUCAAAAAGGAUAAAUAUGGAUUGUUCUGAAGAGGCGCAGUCACUCUCAGAUGAAGCCUCCACUCCAAUGGAGUUAAAAAAGGGAAUGUCAAUAUUUUUGGAUAUAUUGAGAAGAGCUGACAAAAAUGAUGAUGGGAAAUUGUCAUUUGACGAGUUCAAGGCUUAUUUCUCUGACGGCGUUCUGUCAGGAGAUGAAUUGAAGGAGCUCUUCCAUACGAUUGAUACUCAUAACACGGACAAUGUGGACACGGAUGAGCUCUGUGAAUACUUCUCUCAGCACCUUGGAGAAUAUGAAAAUGUUCUUGCUGCCUUGGAGGACCUAAACACCUCCAUACUGAAAGCCAUGGACAAAACCAAGAAGGAGUACCAGGAGGCCACACACCUUGAGCAGUUUGUGACGCGUUUUCUGCUGAAGGAGACCACCAGUCAGCUGCAGUCUCUUCAGAGCUCACUGGAGUGUGCCAUGAAGACCACAGCUGAGCAGACCCGACAAGAGAGACAGGCACCCGUGAAGCCCGAGGUUCUGUCCAUUCAGUGGUCGGGAAGAAGAUCUAACCGAAGACUUCAAAGGAAUAACAGCUUGUCUCCAAACAACCCUCUACUGAACCUUGUCAAUUCAGGUUUGUUUGAAGAAGACAACCAAUGGAUGACUCAAAUCAACAGACUGCAAAAGCUGAUUGACCGUCUUGAAAAAAAGGCAAGACUCAACUCUCAACUCAACUUUAUACAGCACUUUUUACACUUUACAUUGUUACAAAGCAGCUACUCUUAUCAUAAGCAUGAGCACAUUCUGAUCGUCCAGCGGCAGCUCUCCGUGCUGGAGGAAGAAUUGGAAGAGUUUCGUUUGGCUCUCCAGCAGUACAUCGACUGCGCGCGCGCUCAGACAGGUUGCCUCCAUGUUGCAGUUCAGAGGCUUGCGAAUGAAUCCCGCUUCAUACUGUAUGAGUUCUGGGAGCAAAGCAACGUGUGGAAGAAUCACCUCCAGACCAACUACAGCAAAACCUUCCAGAGAGGCAACGUGGAUUUUUUGGAGACUCCAGAGAUUAUGACAACUAUGCUGGUUCCAGCAUCUUGGUGGGUCCUUAACAACAACAACUAGUUUCUCACUCCAGUUUGGUGAUGCCAGAAAUGACAAGUACCACACAAGUUAUGAUUGACAUCUCUCUCCCUCUGUAAACAGGAGCUGACCUCUUGUGUUCACACGUGCUGUAUGGUCAGGGUGACUAGCACUUUCCAUGUUGUUCCAUUCUUAGCUCUAGACAAUAUUAAAUAAAACAAUGAAGUCGUUUUCUGAUGAUAGCACUCAACCACCUUAUAGAUGUUUCCUAUUGUUCAUCUGUGACGGGACAGUAGUGAUGUGUGCUGAUUCAGUUUGUCUUUAUAGAACGCGACUGUGAUGUCAUAAUUCCUGAUCCUAUCAGAGUUCCUGACAUGAUCAUUUCUAUGAAAAUAUAUACACUUAGGUUGUUGUAUAUUAUGUAGUUUGUCAGCUCUGAAUGAAUAAAAAUAUUCAAAUAUUCAUUUUUUUCCUCAAAUUUUGCCAAGCAGAUGUUUCAAAGCUACAGCUCCUGAUGUUAACAGCACACAAAUCCUCAUUUUUGUCUGCUUAUAAGAGUGCUGAUCGUGCGAGACCUCCCAGAGCUACAGAUGACUCAUAGAGAGUUGUGUUUUUGAAGACCCAACACUGCCAUCCUGUGGUUAUGUUUUUAUGAGCACAAGCUUCAAUCAUUUGUCACAAACUAAAACCAAGUCUCAAAAAUUGGUUAUCCGAACAUGUCAUCCAAACAGGAUUCACAGACAGUAAACUCAUCUGAACAGAACAUAUUUACUGAAAAAUAAACAGAUACCGUUGACUAAAUAAUGAAGAAAGAGCAGCCAAUAAGAGCACAGAACAGAUGGGAACUCCUUUAAAAUGGUUUAAAAAGCAUUUUAGGACAGACCUCAAGAAGCUGCUUGAUUAAAAGUCAAAAACAUUUCUGCAAAGUCUAGUCAAAAGGUGACUACACGGAUCAUAAAAUAUUAAUAUUUUUAUUUUAGUUACAACAUAAUUCCCAUAGUUCCCUUUGUUUUAUUUCAUAAUUUUGAUAAGUUUGUUAUAAUUCUAAUAUGUGGAAAAAUAUGAACACAUAAGUGUACCAAAACCUUUGACUGGUAGUGUAUAUGUAUAGGCCUAUAUGAAUCUCACAAAAUCUGGAAGAAUGUAUGCAGCUUAUAUAAAACCCCAAACUCUACAGAAUAAAAUCUUAUUUGAAAAAAAAUGAAAUGGUGGAAAAGGCUGUAAACAGAGGUAAUAUUUGUUGUACAAAUCAGGAAACAGUAUACGGCACUGAGAAUGAGAUGCUUUUCACUAGUAAUGAGAAU